Messenger RNA from Fragaria vesca subsp. vesca, 720 nucleotides. Its product is annotated as ATP-dependent DNA helicase PIF1-like. NCBI's taxonomy places the organism in Eukaryota, Viridiplantae, Streptophyta, Magnoliopsida, Rosales, Rosaceae. Gene Ontology annotation, molecular function: DNA helicase activity. The coding region runs from base 1 to 720 and encodes 239 amino acids. Gene Ontology annotation, biological process: DNA repair; telomere maintenance. The record is from RefSeq and is a predicted model, not a curated record. The transcript has a single exon.
AUGACAGGAGAUAAUAACGAAGGAUCAAAAUUGCCAAGGCUAAUACAAGAUGAAGUUUCAGUUAUCACUCCCCAACAAGAUUACAACGCAGUUUAUCAUCUGAAUCAAGAUCAGACUUUUGCAUACAACACUAUAAUAUCUUCUAUUGAGCGAAACGACAAUGUCAUGUUCUUUGUUGAUGGUUCAGGAGGUACUGGAAAAACAUACUUAUAUCGUGCAUUGUUAGCAACGUUGAGAAAUAAGAACCAUAUUGUACUUGCAACAGCAACCUCUGGAAUAUCAGCAACAAUACUUCCUGGUGGAAGAACGGCACACUCAAGGUUUAAAAUUCCACUAGAUCCUGAAAAAACUCCUACAUGCUCAAUUAGUAAACAAUCAGAUCUAGCUGAGUUAAUACGAACAUCAUCAGCUAUUAUAUGUGAUGAAGCACCAAUGAUGCAUAAAUGUGCGUUCGAGGCUCUGAAUGAAACUUUGAAAGAUAUAACAGAAGUCAAAUUACCAUUUGGAGGUAAAGUAAUUAUCUUUGGCGGGGACUUCCGACAAAUCCCACCAGUUGUUCCUAAAGGUACAAGGUCAGAAAUGGUCAGUGCCAGUAUGAUAAAUGCCUCAUUUUGGAAAGAUGUGAAAAUCCUUCGUUUACGACAAAAUAUGAGAUCCAUCAACGAUCCGCAGUUCUCAGACUUUUACUUAAUGUUGGAAAUGGAGAACAACCAUAUGUGA